This is a messenger RNA of Procambarus clarkii (red swamp crayfish), 8562 nucleotides long. It is a transcript of the gene Socs16D, whose product is annotated as Suppressor of Cytokine Signaling at 16D. The record is from RefSeq and is a predicted model, not a curated record. Lineage: Eukaryota; Metazoa; Arthropoda; Malacostraca; Decapoda; Cambaridae. Gene Ontology annotation, biological process: intracellular signal transduction; phosphatidylinositol phosphate biosynthetic process. Gene Ontology annotation, cellular component: phosphatidylinositol 3-kinase complex. Gene Ontology annotation, molecular function: 1-phosphatidylinositol-3-kinase regulator activity.
CACCAGCUGAUCAACACCACCUGGCUAGCAGACCUGCACUACCACCACAACCACCACCUGGCUAGCAGACCUGUACUACCACCACAACUACCACCUGGCUAGCAGACCUGCACCACCUGGCUAGGAGACCUGCGCCACCUGGCUAGGAGACCUGCACCACCUGGCUAGCAGACCUGCACCACCUGGCUAGCAGACCUGCACCACCUGGCUAGCAGACCUGCACCACCUGUCCCUCCUAUACCCAGCGGACAUAUCCACUUGGCUAGUACUUUUGUGAUACUGACGGCCGUGAUUAUUAUUCUUCGUGAAGCUGUCCCACAGUCUAUAGUUGAACGCUGCUCCGAGUUUCAAGUUAAUUGGGGGAUGGGGUGUCUGGGAGUGGACUACAGCGCCACCGACUUCGGCAUCUGCUGCCGGGGAGGCAGAAGCCCUGCAGAGAAGUUUGUGUAGGUAAAGGUAGCGGUGAGGGCCUGGGAUCUCGCGCGCACACCCCCGUCUCCAACUUGGAGAUAAUUUAGCCAAUUAUGCGAGUGCAAGGAUUCGGACGGGUGUCUUACUACGCGCGUUGGCUCCCCCCGCCGCCCCUCCCCCGCGCGUACUCUACACACAGCCGCUACUCCUCGCCCCCACACAGCUGGCCUUGUUGCCUCCACUGUUACUCUCCACCUCUUGCCUACCCACACGCCCAUACGCCCACGCCCCGCCACACAGGAGCCCACCACGCACUAGAUGCUCCAUGUGACGCCCGCUCCACUACUCACCUUUAAGCUCCGUGAAUGUAAAGUGGCAGUGUUGUGUCAACUGGUGUGGCCACUGAUACGCGGCAACGCACCGCCGCCCGGGGAUGGCACGGGACGUGAAACACACCAUAAUAUUGACACAGUGUCAUAAAGUGUGGCAGCCAGUGUUGGAUUCAACUGGACACCGUUGUGCACGUGUGUAUAGUGCGGGUGGACCGUGGUGGAAGCCAAGGAGAGCCGGCGCCACCGAGAUCGUGGCUGCCUUAGGGGUGGCGAGAGCGCCCCGGGAGCGGCGCCGUGCACCAGGCCAGGCCUACACACUCCCCCCACACUGACGUCUGCACCACGCCCACGCCACCAUGAACUAUACGGGUCAUACGUGCAUCCACUGGACCACAAACCUAGGACGGCUCUGUCCAAGACUUGAUGAGAAUGUAACAUGUAGCAGACUGCACCAACUUCCAAACUUGUGGGUGAGGUGCCGAGCAGCGGAGGUCAAGAUGGAGGGUCCAGACAGCCGGCCCCCCCAAAUAUUCCCUUCCCUUCCCCCACCAUCUAUAGCAGCAGACUCCCACCAGCCUCCACUCUCACCCCCACUAGAGCCAUCACCCACUUCCCCUGUGCAGUCCCUCCCCCGCACCCCACCUCGCCACUCACCGCUGCCUCACACACCCAUCAUGCCACACACGCCUCUGCCCCACACACCUAUCACAUCACAAACGCCUCUGCCUCACACACCCAUCACGCCACACACGCCUCUGCCUCACACACCCAUCACGCCACACACGCCUCUGCCCCACACACCGCUCACGCCACACACGCCUCUGCCUCACACACCCCUCACCCCACACAGCCCCCUCACUCCCCUCACAUCCCAAAGCACCUUAGCUUCAGAGGCUUCUGUGGACUCUGGUGUGGCAUCUGCACAUUCACUGGAUCUUUUACACAACAGUAGCAACAGCUUGGAGACGCAUGCACUCCGCAGAAGGGCUGGGAGCAGCGUAAGUAGUGGGACAAGUGAGGUGUGGCUGGGCUCCCUGGAUGGUGAUCCAGCUGGCCUGGAAGUUCUACCAGAGCUGUGGCCUCAUUCUGAGAGCCCCACAACUCUCAAUCACAGUCCAUCACCCUCACACCACAGCCCCUCCUCCCCUCGUCAUAGCCCAACGCCGAGUCACCAUAGCCCUACAGUCUCUUGUCACAGUCCAGUACCUACCCAUCAGAGUCCCACUCCGCAGCAUCAUCUCCCACCCCAAGAUAUAGACAUCACUGGGCCUACUGUGCUCAUUGUAGGUCAGGACUCCGAGAGGCAUUCCUCAUCCCCAAGAGACAACCCCAAGGAAGCUUUUUCAUCUGUGAUACCACUUCACCCUAGUGCCCUAAGUCCUCACACCGGCCCUCUGCAGCCAGGAGUUGAGCAAGCUGGAAAGAACAGGCAAAACUGUGUAAUAACUGUGAACUCGGUUCCAAGUAAUGAUAAAUUGCAUAGUGGGCGAGUUUUUACAGAAUUUUGUGCUCGUGAUGAGGCAUUUUAUGAUAAAAGGUUUUAUAUAAAAGACACUCAAGCAUUGUUACAGGAGAAUUAUAGUUUAAAUCGUAUAUUAAGAAAAACUAAAGAAACAGACAAUCUAACAACUAUUGGUGACAGUGAUUUAGAAUGCAUGGCAAGAGAAGGCUGUGUUUGGAUCGACAAAUUUGCAACAUUAUUUGUAAAACAGGUUAUAGAAGAGGCUCUUUCAGUGAGUUCUUCUAUAGGUUGGUCAAUCAAGUGCUCAGGCCAGUGUCAGCGUGAACAGUGUCGGGAAGAGUAUCAGAGAAAAGAGAGUAGUUGGUGGACUGUGGGGGGAGGCAGAGGUAAUCGUAAGUCCAGCAUCCCACUUUUGGGGUUGUCUUGUGGGAGUCCUGGUUUGUGCUGGACUCCAGAGCUACCUUACAGUCCUUCACACCGACCACACUCCAGAUCAUCUUUGGGCUCCAGCCUUUCCUUCUCCCAUGACUCGCUGGUAAGUUCUGGCCCUCGCAUGGACGACUCUCACCUCAUCACCGGCGCUGUGUCACACGAUGCCUUGCUCUUUCCUACUUCCAAAACCUCCCACAGUGAUGUAAGUGACAUUUACAAUGUGCCACUGGAUGGAGAUAUCUAUGCAGUGCCAGUAGAUGUAGUAAAGCCUAAUAAAGAGGGGCAAAUAUUACACCCAAAGGCCAUUAUGCAUCAGCCCAAAAAGAGACAUCAUAGGAGACAUGCUAAGAACAGUACUAGUGCUAGUGUGUUAAAUGAUAAUAGUUCAAAAAAAGUUAGUAGUUCUGAUCAUAUUAGUGGUAGCAGACAAUUCAAGGAUAGUAGUAUAACUAGAAGCAGACAGCACUCGGGUCAGUCAGUUGCAUCUGCCAGCGGUGACUUGUUGAAGGUCAGUAAGCGUCACAGUGUACCCAGUAACAUUGGUUGUGCUCUUAGUAUGACUCCUAAACAUGGUGCAAGUAAAGAAAAUCAUGAGCCCAUUCAUAUGACUCUGGAGGAGGUUAGGAAAUCUUUCCACGAGUCAGAUGAUACAAUAAACUGUAGUAAGACUAGUAGGGUUCAGCAGAGUCAUAAAGGUGUUCAUGAACAGUCUAAAAUAUGCAGAAUAAUUCCUUUCACAUCAAUGAAGUCAUGUAAGAGAAAAGAUGGUUCUGAGAACCGUCUUGACGAUAACCGAAAGAAAGGCAAAAGUAUAUCUAGUAAUAUUCGUAAUACUCUAAUUACCAUAUUUGGCCUCAAAAGAGGGGCUAAAUCCAGUGGCACAAGAUUGAAAAGUGGGAACUGUGUGGAUGCUGCAACUCAGGGAUUUUCAGAAAUUGCAGGCAACGGGACUACAACCCUUGUCUGCUCCCCCGCCUCAGGUCCGCAACCCAACCAUACAACCAACCAUACAACAACCACCAUCACCAGAAACAAUCACAAUCAGCAGAACCACCACAGUAACCACCGCCACUCUAAUGGCAUUAACACCGGUUUGCUGUCAUGCCUGGGUAAUCUUCGGACAGAAACUGAUGAUCAGCCCAUCGUAACAGCCAAUGCACCACAGCAAAAUUUAGCUCCGUCUCGGUCUCCAGCCAUUGUGACGAACCGAGCAUUGCCUCCCCUUCCUCUGCCCACUGCUGAGGAAGAGGAUACCACUGCUAAAACCACAGAAACUGAAGCUGGUGGAGAGCGCAGAGAAGAGGAGGGCUGCGAUUUUGCUUCAAUAAUUGAAAAAGUAAAGGAUUGUGGGUGGUACUGGGGUCCAAUCAGUGGGGAAGCAGCAGAGAAAGUGUUGGCAAAUGAACCCGAUGGAUCCUUCAUAGUGAGAGACUCGUCUGAUCACCAUUAUAUCUUCUCUCUCACCUUUAAGCUUAAUGGCUUCAUACGACAUGUGAGGAUUGAGCAUGAUCAAGGUAACUUCAGUUUUGGUGGGUUUACAAAGUUCAAAAGCCAGACCAUUGUGGAAUUUAUAGAGAAUGCCGUAGAACAUUCUCGCAGUGGUCGCUACUUGUUCUUCUUGCACCGUCGCCCUGUGCUGGGGCCCAUGAGGGUUCAGCUCCUUCAUCCUGUAUCUCGAUUUAAGCACAUUCAGAGUCUUCAGCAUCUUUGUCGGUUUGUGAUUGUGAAACAUGUUCGUCGUGAUCUGAUAAGUGAGCUCCCUCUACCUCAGCGACUGAAAGAUUACCUUUGCUCGCCACAUUAUUAUUCGGAAAGAGUUGAGCAAUGUAUGGCAGCAGCUGCUGCUGCUGCUUCUGAUAAUGAAGAUAGUGCUUCCUCUGGAGCUGCAGGUGAAGAGAAUGGUGUUCCUAUUCAGGUGCUUCAUCCUUCACAAGGAGAGUUAGAGGAUAAUCUUCCCACUGCACCAGCCCUCCUGCCAGGCUUCCCCGGUGUACCUCAGCCUGUGAUGGAUCGUGCCUCCCAGACCUCCCAGGCCACUUCUCCCAACCCACCAUUGUCCAACCAGGAUCUCCCUGACCUCCAACCUCUCGACAAUAUUCACAUCUCGGGUCCACAAGAGACCGACUCAAACCAUAUGACAAGCAGUGUAUUACAGACUUUUCAAGAUCCAGACCAUCACAUCAGCAGUGUAGCACAGCCUUUCCCAGAGCCCAGCCACCACAUAAUGACCCCCUCAGUCAGUGUUGAUAAAGAUUCCAGAACAGCUACUAAUCACUCCCCUACUUGUUGCUCACCUGCACAUGUGGAGCGUGAUACUUACCCUGCAUGCUCACAGGUGACCCAAACUAGCCAGGCUCAUACUGCCAGUGCCUCACCUGCCCUACAGGGUAACCUUGCCUUUGCUCACCAACAUAGUGGGCCCCUCUCACUCAAUUCCUCAACGAGUGAUGUGCAGGACGAUACAAGUUUCCCAGUUGAUAGAUCGCUAACAUUUAAUGACAGUGGUCACAGUGAUGCAGGUAGAAUAAUUGCAAAUGCAACAGUCUCUAGAGAAUUUUUACUGAUCAACCCCUGCAGGGGUCUUGAUGAUCAUGUGUUUGAGGACUUAGGAGGUGUAUGAAAUCAUUCUGUCCUGCUGAAUAGCUUCUAAUUUUGGAGUGCUGUGAAUCUAGUUUAAGGGUAGCUGUUUUAGCUACCAUGUUCCUGUCAGUUUGUGUUUGUAUAUUUGCUGAACGUGACAUGUUGUAGAAUUGAAUUUAUUUACUAAUAUAUAUUUAUUAUUGGUCGUUAACAUUUGUUUAUGAUUUAUAUUGUUUAAACAACCAAAGACGUCAGAAUUUUGUCUAAAGUUAGUAAAAUUCAGGUAACUGAUGCAGAAAUGCAUAAGCUGUGAAAUAUCUUGCAUAUUAUUUAUGCAAGUGUUGUUGACUCGGAGUACAAAGUGUGACCAGAACGUUCCAAGUCUAAUUAUACUUAUUUUACGAGCACAGUGGGUGUCAAAAGUGAAUGGCAUAAUCUGAGUGAAUACUUCUCUUCUCGGGACUUCACAUCCAAAAUGGUACACAUCAUCAUUAUGUUUUUUCAGUGGUGCUGUGUACUAAAAGGUGGUGGUACUUGGCACAAUUCACAGUGGGGGCCCCUGGCACACCGGGAAUUUAUUUGGUAAAGAAAGACUGUCAGUUGGGUUUACUUUUACACUGAAGCAUUGUAAAAAAAAGUCAUAUUCAAAAUCCUAGUUGUUAGUAUGUUGGAAUAAAAGGUGUGGCGCACCAAGCCUAUAAGGAAACAUUUGCUAUGCACCCCAAGUACUGACCGCACUCCUGCUUGUGACCGCACUCCUGCUUGCUUAGUGACACACGAGAACGAGAUGAUGCAGUACUGUGAGGGAGGGGGGGGCUGAGUUCCAAGGCACACCAGCCAUGCACUCAGAUAAUUUAAUUUAUGCAUCUUGAUAUAUAUAUACAGGAAAACCCCUUUCUGAACAUUUGGGUCACACCUUGUAUUUCAGGGUUUUUUCUAAUUUAAGGUAAUUGGCCCUUUAGAGUUUGCUUCAUAGUUUAAAAAAAAAAAAACUGUCACUGCCAUCUACAAGCAUCUGUAAGUUGACCCAUCAAGAGCACUGCUACUACAUUAAGAUAUUAUUCUCAGCUAAAUCUAAUUUGUUUUCAUAAUGGGAACAACGGUAAAUAUAGCUUGAUCUGUAUCACUGAUAAAAAGCUAAUUCAGUAAUUUGUUUUUGCAAGAUUUUCAUUUUUUUCUACUUGCAGAUUACCAGUUGGAGUUUGCAUGUUCUUUUACCCGAUUAUUUUUAAAUCUGGAGAAUUUAAGGUUAUAUAUCGACCAACAGUAGAGUGCAGCAUCUUCUGUACACAAUAAAGCCAUAAGCUACAUGUCCUUCAGUUGAGAUAAUCUGUUCUUGUAUGCUCGAGCCACCUUAUAAUAAAUUAUAAUUGGUUUCUUUUUGCUGUAAACCGUAUUAUUAACUCUGAAAAAAAUUACUGAAAACAUCAACUUUUAUGGAAGAUAAUUUUUAGUAAAUUAAUACAAUGACUAUCAAUUUAGGUUAAAUUUUGUCAUUGCAUUAACCAGCCAAGAGUAGAACUUUACUAGCUUUAGAAAUUGAGUUCCAAUGCUUUUCAUUGAAAUGGCAAAUAUCUAAUUGAAACAGGUGAACCACCACUAGAUUUUAGCAAGAAAAUUAAUUCAGUAUUAUAGUUAAAUUUGCUAAAUACUGAAAUUAAAAAAAAAAUGCUUUUAUAACUCAUUGCUCAAAAUUUCAAGCCACAGUUCCGAAGCAAAUAUUGGCACUCAGAAUUUAUGCACUAGUUUUAGCACCUGCUAUUGUAGUUCAUAAAAUCGUAUUUAAUAAUUUAAAAAAAUCACAAAUUGCGUAAAAAUCAAUUGAGCUUAAUUUGGUUUGGUAUGAAAAAUUAACAAUUGUGGCCAGACUUGCGCCUCAAACAAUAUUUUCUUCUUGUGUACCAGUUUUAAUCUUCGGCUUCUUACCUGAUAAGUUUAACAGUGGACAGUUAAGUUAUAUUUUCAUACCCCAUUUUUCUUAAGGUUUACAAUUGUAUUAAAAUGCCAUUUGAUAACUUAUGUUAAUUUUAAAACUGGUAUUUAGAGCAUUAGGUUAAAUGGGUGCUGGAUAAUAAUAUACUUUGGUGACUCACAAAUCAUUAAUAGACAAUGAAAGUGGGAUGCUCAAGUCUGUGACCCCUCACUUUAGAGAGGUAUGAAGCAUUCUGGCCUGACAAACAUAGGGAAAAAGCAAUUUGCUCAGGUUCCCCAGUGAUUUAUUCUUCCUAUGUUAGCAUCUUGGGGAACAUUGCUGUAACAUCUGUUGGGGAAGUGUAUUCUAAUGUCAAGUGACUGUUAGCCAUACUCAGUCGUAAGUGAAGGAAAUGUUGUUAGGUUUUAUAAUUGAAGAAAUUGUUGGUGCAUAUACUGUACCAUAGUUUUGAAAUUUGUAUUAGUCUGAAAUUGUUUAUUCAGUUCCACAAAGGCAGUUCUCAUUUGAUUUGGGAUUUUGGUGUUUGAGAUUAUAACAUUCCACCAGAUUGUUUCAGAUUUGUGAUCCAAGACAUCACCUAGACAUCCAGACCAUACAUCAGCCUCUUCCACUCCAUAAUACACCCACAGUAGGUCUAUACCCCUUGUUGUUACGGUAUAUUUUACCAUAUGCCUAAAUGUCUAAGGGAAUAUUUUGAAAGCCACUUCUUGACAAACAGCACAGUGAUUUUGUCAAUUUAACUGUCAAAAGCAGCAAGUAGUAAUGAAUUAUAAUGGCUUGAAACAAGCAUUGUGCUGCUCCUCAAGUAGAGGCUUAAAAUUUGACCCUCAACAACGUGUAAACAUUGUGAUACUGGAUUUCUCAACACUUCUCAGCACCAGCCAUUGCCUAAGUGACAUAAUGGUGAAACAAAGGGGUCGGGGCCUAAAAGUGCUCACCCGCAGGUGUGUGGGUCACUGUUUGUAGAGCAUUAUGCAGGAUUAUUGUAUUUGGGAAUUUCAAGGCUUCUUGUAGUUGAAUUUAAUUUGCCAAAAAUUUUAAAUGUCAAUUAUUUGGCAUCUGGUUUAAAGCAUUAUUACCUGUAUUGUAUACGAGGUGUAUUAGUUGGUCUUGCAAGACCCUUUUUUAACUUAGCACCACAAGUGCUUUAAACCUGCAUAUGAUCAGUGUUUGAUAUUUGAAGUGCAACAGAAUUAAGACUUUUGAUACCGCAUCAAUAUUGUGUGUUUGUAAAUGUUUUGGUAAUUGAAAUGAAGAAUUUGACUUAAUACAGUACAAUGUCCUUAUCUGCUGACAGUUGAAUGAAAGAAGCAAUACAUGACAUUUAACUAAAAAAUUACUACAGUUACCAGUAAAUGCACUAUACUUUUGCCAUUUUAAUUUAUUUGACAUUUUAUAAAUACUGAACUUCA